Molecule: messenger RNA, 390 nt
Organism: Knipowitschia caucasica
Lineage: Eukaryota; Metazoa; Chordata; Actinopteri; Gobiiformes; Gobiidae
Source: the annotation of a GenBank genome assembly
AUGGAGCAGGUGGCACCAAACAGCUGCAUUAUGGCUGCCAGCCUGGCCCUUGGCAUCACCUCUGCUCUGGGAUGCUUUGGCCUGUUCUGCACCUGCUACAGCUACCUGCCUCUGGAGGACUCUACAGCAGCUCUGUGUCUGCGCACCUGUCUGCUGGCAUCCCACUGCAACAGUGCUGGGCCUAACCGCGGGCUGCAGCUCAGUCUCCGUGGACAUGGUCAGACUCCCUCUGGGCUAAGCUCCUGUGGCUCUGCUCCGGCGGGGGUCCUGCAGGGGGGUCCCAGUGACGGCGUCAGUGGUGGCUUUGAGGGCGCCGUUGGGGUGCGCGGAGGCGCCAGCUGUGUGAGCGGGCACAGGGGCGCAUGGGAGAGGGCCGGGCCUCAGCCCUGA